Neopsephotus bourkii (Bourke's parrot) is the source of this 1364-nucleotide messenger RNA. RefSeq names its product mesoderm posterior protein 1-like. Gene Ontology annotation, cellular component: nucleus. Bases 218 to 1267 code for a protein of 349 amino acids. The record is from RefSeq and is a predicted model, not a curated record. Gene Ontology annotation, molecular function: RNA polymerase II cis-regulatory region sequence-specific DNA binding; protein dimerization activity; DNA-binding transcription factor activity, RNA polymerase II-specific. The transcript has 2 exons. Gene Ontology annotation, biological process: mesoderm formation; heart morphogenesis; regulation of transcription by RNA polymerase II. Lineage: Eukaryota; Metazoa; Chordata; Aves; Psittaciformes; Psittacidae.
UGAAUUGGUUCCUGCACACUUCCCAGCGCCGGGCAGCGCCAAUUAAGGGUCCGAGGAGUCAGAACUGACACCUCUGCAAAUGGGUCCGGCAUUCCCAGGCUCCCGACCGGCCCCAACCCGGCUCUGUAGGUUUUGACACCUCCGGGCGGCCACAAAGACAUCACGUCCCAUAAAGCCGGGGCACCCCUAGUCCCGGGCAGCGGAGCAGACCCCAGCCAUGGCCGGACCCCCAGCCCCGCUCCUGCCCUGCGGCUUCCAGCUCCCAGGACACGGUGUCCCUCUGCGGGGCCCCGACGAUGCCACCCCCCCAACUCCCGCCGCUCCGCACGUCCCGUCCCGCUGUGCCCCGCGGGGCCGGCGCCCGGGGCCCGGGGCUGAGCCGUGGCGGUGCGGGGAGCGGGGCCCGCGGCAGAGCGCCAGCGAGCGGGAGAAGCUGCGGAUGCGGCGGCUGGCGCAGGCCCUGCUGCGGCUGCGGCACUACCUGCCGCCCGCGCUGGCGCCCGCCGGCCAGAGCCUCACCAAGAUCGAGACCCUGCGCCUGGCCGCCCGCUACAUCGCGCACCUCUCGGCGCUGCUGGGGCUCAGCGAGGAGGCGCUGGCCCGGCGGCGGGGGGCGGCGCCCCGGCACUGCCCGCUCUGCCCCCAGGGCCUGGGGUGCUGCCGGAGCCCGGACCCCCGCCCGCUCCCGCCCGCCCCGGCCCCGCGCGCUGCUUCGCCCCCCGGCGCCGCGGGCUGGGGGUCACCUCCCGUGGCCGGGCCCCCCCCGGAGCUGCUCGGGGCUGGCGGCGUGGGGCCGGGGGCCUGGGGGUCGUCGCCUCCCUGUGGCGCUGCAGCAGGGCCCCCCCCGGAGGUGCUUGGGGUUCCAGACAUGGGGCCGGGAGCCUGGGGGUCGCCCCCCUACAUCCCUUCGAUGAGGACCCCCCCGGAGCUGCACGGGAGCCCUGGCUCCACCUCAGGGUCGUGGUCGUCCCCGCUGUGCAGCCUCGGAGCAGUGACCCCCCUGCAGCCCCCCCAGAGAUGCACCGCGGCCACGGGCACCGCUCCAGCCUCCUCCUGCUGCUGGGAGCCUGCAGCCCCUCCUCAGCCUCCCACGGCGGGACUGACGGACACAGGACCCCCUGCGGCCCCAGCGCCUGGCUCCCAGCUGGCCGCGCACCUCCAGCUCCGCAUCCCACCGGCCCUGGACAGCAUCCUCGCUGCAGUGCCCCACACAGCCUCGGUCCUGCCUGGCUGCCCCCCAGCACGGCACUGGGGGGGCUGGAGCUGAUCCUGCACCCUCGGCCACAGAGGCUGCACAGGGGACAGGGACGUGGCCAUGCGGGAUGGACACCAGGGUCAGGCUCCUCAAUAAAGCUGCUGUGCAC